Symbiodinium necroappetens is the source of this 1093-nucleotide messenger RNA. Lineage: Eukaryota; Dinophyceae; Suessiales; Symbiodiniaceae. The record is from the annotation of a GenBank genome assembly.
AACCGCGAUGACCACCAUGGCAGACACCAAGAACACCCCCAGCGCCCAGCUCUCCGACGAGACCCUCAUCGGCUGGCUCCGCGACAUGCUCAACAUCCGCGAGUUCGAGCUCCGCACCAUGGCCGCCUACCAGCAGGCCAAGAUCGGCGGCUUCUGCCAUAUCUAUAUUGGCCAGGAAUCCGUCGUCGUCGGCACCUUCGCCGCGCUGAACCACGACGACCCGAUCGUCACCGCCUACCGCGACCACGGCCACGCCCUGGCCCGCGGGAUGGACCCCGGCGCGUGCAUGGCCGAGAUGUACGGCAAGAUCACGGGGUGCGCCAAGGGCAAGGGCGGGUCGAUGCACAUGUUCGACAAGCCCAACUGGCUCUUCGGCGGCCACGGCAUCGUCGGCGCCCAGACGCCCCUCGGCGCGGGCCUCGCCUUCGCGAGCCGCUACCACCAUGAAGUGAUCGGCGAUGGCCCCAAGAAGGUCACCCUCUGCUUCCUGGGCGACGGCGCGCUCAACCAGGGCGCCCUCCACGAGGCGAUGAACCUCGCCGGCCUCAUGGGCCUGCCCGUCAUCUACAUCGUCGAGAACAACGGCUACUCCAUGGGCACGUCCAUCGGACGCGGCACGACGAUGGCGGACAAGCUCUACAAAAAGGCGGAGGCGUACGGCAUCGAGCACCGCACGAUCGACGGCCUGAACAUCCUGAACCUCUACGACGAGUUCAAGCCCUUCGCGGACAUCCUCCGCGAGGAGCAGCGCCCCGGCUUCGUCGACCUCAAGACGUACCGCUACCAGGGCCACUCCAUGUCCGACCCGCAGAAAUACCGCACGAAGGAAGAGGUCGCGGAGUUCAAAGAGCGCGACUGCGUCGACACCCUCGCGCACCACCUCCUGAGCGAGCGCGGCUGCCUGAGCGAGGACGAGUUCAAGCAGAUGCAGAAGGAAGCGAAGGACAUCGCGAAGAACGCGGUGAAGUUCGCCGAAAGCUCCGAGGACCCGGACCCGGAGACCGAGCUCUACUCGGAUGUGUUCGUCAACCCGCAGAAAGGGCUCUCGCCGAGCGGGGAGUACGUUGAGGGUGUGAAGAAUCCGCUGCUGUGA